CAGAUUACCUGAUCCUUGUUACAGUCUGAGCUAAUCGACGGUAUACGUGUCUCUCGAGAUAUUUAAUCUGUUGCUUGAUGCCAUCAGGCUGUCCAACACACCACAAUUCUCAGCCCUCCGAUUUCUCCCUCAUUUCAUUGGCCUACAUGUCAUGUUAUACACUUUGACGUCAGUCGUCUACAGAUUUAUAAUCCUAGUUCCUUGCUAGGUGCGCGAGGCACGCAUCUAUAAUCCCAUAAUUUCUGUUACUCUUAUCCAUAUGAAAGCAGGUCAUAUUAUCUUUCUAGUACCAUUCGAACGCCUACCGAUUCCUUCUCAUACCCAACAUACCAAUGAUGUUUUCUGUCAAGCAAUCAUUCUUACUGUUCCGUCUGUGUCCAUUUGUAUGGUCAAUGCAUUGGCCGGAGAAGCCAUUCGGUACUCAGUACAGUCCCAACGGCAUCCUGGAGGCCUGCGACACUCCUUUGCAAGACAUCGACCACUUCGUCACGUUUUCUACACACCAAUUCUGCCGAAAAUGAAGCUGGCGGCGGAGGCUAAAAAGCAUAUAUUAGGUAUUAUAUGACUUCGCCGUCCAGAUGGCAUCUCCUUCAUUCCCAUGGCAUUUGAUGAAACAAUAAAGAACAAAAUCUCGACGGCAAAGGAUGUGAGGUAGACUAUUAAUAUAAACCCAU
Guyanagaster necrorhizus is the source of this 674-nucleotide messenger RNA. RefSeq lists its product as uncharacterized. The coding region runs from base 336 to 521 and encodes 61 amino acids. The record is from RefSeq and is a predicted model, not a curated record. NCBI's taxonomy places the organism in Eukaryota, Fungi, Basidiomycota, Agaricomycetes, Agaricales, Physalacriaceae. The transcript is spliced from 2 exons.